AUACAGAGACGCUAGGCUGUAGAUGAUGGAGCUCCGGCCUCUGGCAGCUGCGCUACCUGCUGUGAUACUGUUGGUCAUCUCCUCCACUGCAGAGAUGGCUGGGGUCAGACUGGUGGAUGGUGACGAUCAAUGCUAUGGCACACCAGAGAUCCUUCAUGACGGACAAUGGGAAAGUGCAAGCAGCAAGACCUUUGACAUCAGAGCUGCUAUGGUUGUGUGUAGAGAGCUGGACUGUGGGAAUGCUGUCAAAGUUGAUGCUAGAAGUCAGGCCAGAACAAGAGCAAGAACAGAAACGGGAGUCAUGCUUGACUGUACUGGGCAAGAGUCAUCUGUUUCACAGUGCAUCAAAGAAAGAGUUAACAUUGAUUUCGAUCUUCUCAACAUCAGAACAGCUGUCGUUUGCUCAGACUCUGUGAGGCUGGUGGAUGGAGCUGGACUCUGCUCUGGGAGAGUGGAGGUGAAAUACCAUCAGUCUUGGACCACAGUAUGUGAGGCUGACUUUGACUGGAAGGAUGCAGAGGUGGUCUGUAGAGAACUGGGCUGUGGACGUCCACUAACUCUACAGGGGGCGCUCUUUGGAGAAGGUGAACACCCAUUUGGGACUAAAGAGUUCCAGUGUAAAGGCACAGAGAACCGUCUCCUUACCUGUAGAACCUCAAACAGAGAGGAGAACACCUGCACACGUGGCAAACCUGUGGGACUCACCUGUUCAGGACCAGAUGAUGUGAAGCUGGUGGAUGGGAGCGGUCACUGUGCUGGGACAGUGGAGAUGUUUCACAGUGGAAAGUGGAGCAGAGUGAGAACAGAAAUGUGGUCCCUGAGAGAUGCUGCUGUGGUGUGCAGGCAGCUGGACUGUGGCUCUGCUGUUGCAGCUGAGCAGACAGAGGUUUUAACCAAUGAUACUGAAUGGAGUGUUCUGACUGCCUGUGAGGGAUCUGAACCUGCGCUGAGGGAAUGCUCCAUUUUUGUUUUUGUGCCAGCUAAGAUUGUUGCCACGGUGACCUGUUCAGACUCUGUGAGGCUUGUGGAUGGAGCUGGACUCUGCUCUGGGAGAGUGGAGGUGAAGUCCCAUCAGUCCUGGACCAGAGUAUGUGAGGCUGACUUUGACUGGCAGGAUGCAGAGGUGGUCUGUAGGGAGCUGAACUGUGGGACUCUGCUAACUCUACAGGGGGCGCUCUUUGGAGAUAGGAAACUCCCAUUUGGGACCAAAGAGUUCCAGUGUAAAGGUACAGAGAACCGUCUCCUCACCUGUAGAACCUCAGCCAGAGAGAAGCACGCCUGCACACGUGGCAAAGCUGCGGGACUCACCUGUUCAGAACCUCAUGAAGUGAGACUGGUCGGUGGGAGCAGUCGCUGUGAUGGGACAGUGGAGGUGUUUCUUAGCGGAAAGUGGAGAAACGUAACAGGACUUAGAUGGGAAAAGACAGAGGCCACUGUGGUGUGUAGACAGCUGGACUGUGGCUCUGCAGUUGUAGCAACAAUAGGACUGAAAGCUACAAACAAGACUGCGCAGGUUGCUUGGAUUAAGUGUAAGCAAUCUGAAUCUUUACUGCGGGAAUGCACAGUUCUGAGGGUUUCAUCUGUUGGAUUUGAUGCUGAAGUGACCUGUUCAGGUGUCCUGGUGCAGCCCACCAUAUCUCUAUCUACUUUCAUGAGAGUGUCCCGGGGUCUCCAAAGGUCCGAGGUGUUCAGGGGCCACAGCUUCACCAUCACCUGCUCCACUCAGCCGCAGUACCCAGGAGGCUCCUUCCACCUGAAACUGCCUUGGAACAACAGAAGCCACACCCAGACAGCUGUCAAUCACUCAGCCUCCUUCCUCUUUCCUGCUGCAGAUGAUUCCCACCAGGGGAACUACAGCUGUGUCUAUGAGAAUGAAGUAAAUUUAAUGCAAACACAACUUCUAGAUGAAUGGGCGAUGUAUUCGUCAAUGAUUACCCAUAAUUUCUCAUCUGAGAGUGAUCACCUCUCCAUCACUGUCAACGAUUCGCCUCUGCCUGCAAUCAUCACCAGAAUUCUGCUCGUGUCAUUACUGACGUCAGUAACCUAUUCGUCUAUCUUUCUGAUCUUCAAGAAGUGUGGCCAUUUCUUCAUUAGAAGGACAUCAGAAGGACAGUUUUAAAGGUUCGGGAUACGUAUCGGCACCACGGCUCUUCUGCCUGUUUGGACAACCUGGAGCAGAAAGGUUGCUUCUUCAUAGACGACCAGCUUUACUGUGAAGCUCCUGCACACAUUAAAAACCGGAGGUCACCACUUUCCCCUCAGAGUAGCUUAUAAGCACACCUACUUCUUCAAAGAGCCCAAAGGAACAAGCACAAGACAGCCAAUCAGAACAAUCGUUUACAUACAUAAGAUUUAUCACAUUUACAAAAACAGUUUUGAAUUCGUUUUUUCCGUGAUGUCACAAAACGCAGUUACAUGUCAGCCUACAGCAGUUUAGCCCCAUCUAUUUGCACUGCAGCUAUAAGGAGAGUUUCAUGUGCAAAAUAAAUCCCAGAACAAAGAAAUUCUCCUUCUGAAAUCUAUAUUAAUCUAUUUCCUCCUCUGAUGGACUUUGGAAUAACCUCAAUGGCCACUGCUUACAACAAGCUGGGGCUCGGAUGUUUAGCUGCCUUAUAAUGCAUGGCCAUAGGACAAUUAGGGUUCUGGGGAACAGCAGCAAUGUUCAGAUAGUCGAUCUCUAAACCUCCUCUUCAUGUGACUAAUAUAAGAACAACCACAUUCAACAAAAGUAGUGUUAUAAUUAAGAAGUGAGUUUGACGAAUCAUUUCUAAUCAUACUGGAGCAAUGGUUGCAUGCAUCACAUCUACGGGGUCUACGCAGCCAUGUGUCCUUUGUUGUGUUUCCAAGCUGACUGUGCACCAACUUAUCUCCAAGGAUAGGGGCCCUUCUGAAACAAAAAGGUGGAGGGUCAGGGGACACUGUACACAGGAGAGGGUCACUUUGCACUGUAUUCCAAUUAUUUUAAUUCAUGUUUUAAUACAACCAGCCUGUCCACUAUACCGAGUCACAAAACGGACUUGAGAUCGUACCACGCCCUGAAAUAAUCCACCGCCAUCCACAGGUUUAGCUUCAUGAUACGCCUGAUUCAGAAUGUCUGAGUCUAUGUCACAGAUCCUCCUCCACUGCAAGAAUUGUCCAGAAGGAAUAUUAAUAAUCAGGCCUGGAGGAUGAAAACCGUCUGCUCUAAGGUUAGUGUUGCGAUCAGAGCUCUUCCUAAGAAUGAACAUGUGAAGAUCUCCAUUCGUAUCCUUAAUGAUCUUUAAAUCAAGAAAGGAGGUCUCUGAGUUAUUAUACUCCAGAGUUGAUGUUGGGAUUAAUUGGGUGAACCAUGAAACUCCAAAAGUUGUCAGUACCCCUGAAAAAUAAGACAGUCAUCAAUAUACUUGCCAUAAAACACGAUAUCUCGUAAAGCUUUCAGAGAGCUGUGAACACAUCUCUCUUCCCAAUAUCCAAGAACUAAACAUGCAUAGCUGGGAGCAUAGCAGGCACCCAUAGCUGUACUCUUAAUCUGCUGGAAGAGGUGAUCCUGGAAUAAAAAUACUUCAUUAUGCAAAGUCCUCUGUGUUAAUUGCAGGAUAAAGUGGCUGGGGGGCAUCAAUCCUUCCUCCCUGGAUUGAAGAUAGUGUCUCAGGGCUUCACUGCCUUCACUGUGGGCCCUAUAUGUCCAGCGGCCUAUAUGCCCAUGGUCCAAUGAUCUCAAGGCCAUAUAUUCCCACCCUGGUACCCUGGGAACAUUUGACCCUGGGAUCAUAGGACAUUCACAACAUAGGGCCUUAGGAAUAUAGUACACUGGUAACAUAUGGCCCUGGGAAUAUAAAACCUUGGGCUUAAGGGGCACUGGAAGCAUGGGACAUUGGGAACAUAGGACACUGGGAACAUCUACAUUAAAAACACUGGGCCCUGGGAACAGAUAUACAGUCCAUUAUUAUUGCGUGCUGUUCCCUUUUGACCCAAAUGAAGUCCAUCAGCCAAGACUGAAAUGUUUUCUCUCUGAAUCACAUAAAAAAUCUAUUUGAGUUUAUUUAAAGGAGAAUUCAGAUGUUUCUUUUCCCAAAGGUUUUGCAUAAUUCAGUCACUGAGACGGAGCAAAUCAGCGAGGUGAUGAUGUGAAAUGGUUCAUUUACCGACUGAUUUCCUUACAGUUGUGCUGAGAGGAACCAGGAGUCACAAAUACAGCCAUUAUAUUUACUGUCCCAAACCACCAAGUGAACCUAUAGGUGUCCAUUUAACUCAGAUAGUGGUAAAAUAGUAGCAACUGUGAAAAUGACGGUUUUCUUUGGGAACUGCUUUGCACAUUUCUGUCCACCACGAAUUGAUUUCGAAACCUGAUCACAAAUCUAUUGUAAGAUUAUCUAGAAUAGAACGUUUCACACCAGACCACUCUGAAUGAUUUUAAUUAGAUUUUAAGCAUUUAGUUGUAAAAAGUUUGUGUAAAAGUUUUUUUCUAAAGUAAUUCAGUGUUUUGCUGCUGACUGUCCUGGUUGAAAUUCUUUCUUCCUUUUCCAAAACUACUCAUUUUACCUGAUCGGUCAUUCAUUGUGAAUAAAUUGUCCUCUAUA
Messenger RNA from Pygocentrus nattereri (red-bellied piranha), 4559 nucleotides. RefSeq names its product scavenger receptor cysteine-rich type 1 protein M130-like. The transcript has 9 exons. Lineage: Eukaryota; Metazoa; Chordata; Actinopteri; Characiformes; Serrasalmidae. Gene Ontology annotation, cellular component: membrane. The coding region runs from base 23 to 2119 and encodes 698 amino acids. The record is from RefSeq and is a predicted model, not a curated record.